GAUGGAUUGGUUGAAACACCAAGCUCACGAUUUUGACGUCGAUUGAUGGCAAAUGGCAUUUACUUCAAACAUCUCUGGCCAUAUUUCUUCAAUCAUGAUCCAAGAGAUACUAGAGCCUCAUGUGUUAACUCUUUUCCCAGUCCCAUUUCAGCCUAACCUCAUCGUUGCGAUGGCCUCACUGCCAAGACCGUCCAGCUCUUCCUCUCCAGCUCAGCCACGCUGACACUCUCACGAGUCCAACCCGCAGCCUCAAUCACAAAGACAACACCCAAAAAGAAGAAAAAGACGAGCAUUCAAGUCCUAUGAUCAAUUAGUCAUCUAUCACCACACUCUCCCAUCACAUCAACCUCACGAAUUCCUCUUCGCAUACAAAAACGUCGGCAUCAAAUCCGCCGCAGGAAAAAGAUCCCUCGUCCCAGUCUUCAACCAACAAUUCCCCCCCUUGACCUCAUAAUUCUUCGCCAUCUCUCUAUUAAACACGAUGCUAUCACACUGCGUCGCGUUUUCAUUCCCGCCGUUGACCUCGGUGUACAUUGCGCAUGCGUGCAUACAGUCGAAUGCUGUGUAGGCCAGUAUAGGCACUAUAUCGUUCCCGGGGUAGUCGAACCCGCAUGUGUAUGUGAAUACGUAGCCGUUGUUGGUGGUAUAGUCAUCUUUGCCGUUUGGUUGGGAGCAUGCGUCGGGGAGUGUGAGGUUCGUUACUUGGUCUGCUGGUUUGGGCUCGUAGAACUUUGACUCGGUGGUUUUGGUGGUGUCGCUUGCGGUGGUUGUGAAGGUUGGACAGGCGGAGGUUUGUAUCGCGGAUGCAGCUGGGACUUCAGAUACUUGUGAACUGCGAUUGUUAGCAUUUGUUCAUUUGUUAGUAUGGAAGUCUGGGUCUCUUACUUUUUGCAGUUGGCCAGAGCUGAUCCAAGACCUCCUCCAACACCAGCUCCAACUACCACUGCAGUAACGAUAGCAACGAGGGCACAUAGGCUUAAUAUGCUCAGGCCAAAAGGACCCUUUCGCGCCUCGACGACCUGAACAUAACCCGAUAUUGGAUCCUUCGAGCCUUGGCUAUAAACACCAUGAGGGCUGACCUCUGGUGCAUGAGCUGCGCUGUCCGAGUAGACCUCGAGGCCUUCGUGAUACCGUGUCUCCGACAUCCUUCCGGACCGACAAACGUCUCCAGAUAUUCCGAUAGAAGAUGCGCACGGCGCGGUUUCAAGUCAGUCAUUUGAAUCCACGUGGGAAGGCCAACUAUUAAAAGAAGGCAAUAGUCAAUUGAACAGCUUCGGGCUCGGGCUCGGUACCGAGCUCACAGCCAAGCCAUGUCGGCAGCUGUCACGUCAAACCCUUGAUGUAUCAGCUCACCUGCAGAAUUUGAGUCACUUCGUGGGUAUAUAUCUAAAAUGAAAGUGGCAUUUCAGAUCCUGCAGGAUCAUUUUGGUUACAUCGAUAAAACCUUAUGGAUCUGCUAACCCAUGCUCAGCUAGGUGGAAUGGGAUGAAUACCCACACGGACCCGGUAAAUCGGCAGUUAGAAUGUUAGAUGUUGAUUGUGGCAAUCGCCGGGAAGCUUGGUAUAAGACAAGAUGAGACUUGGUCUGCAGCUUGGGAGGAAUCUCAAACACUGGUCUGUGAGGAGCGAGAUGAGGUGAUGUGGCUAGUCAGCAAGGGCCUCAUUGUAGUUACAUAGUCGUUAUCAGUCAAUAUUGCGCGAUGGGUUUCAUAUGGAGCUCUUUUGUUCCUCCCGAGAGGAGUAAAAAUGAAUCCUGUGUCGGCACCGAGGCCGUCUCUCGUCCCAUUUGCGUCUCCGGCGUUGGAUCCACACGGGUUCGGAAGGGUCCCACAAAUGCGGCAUCGACCAUCAGAGGUUUAAGUUUAAUUGCACGGAGCACCAUAGCAGAUGAACUCCAGCACGGAGUACUAAGAGACGAUAAACCUUGCUUCUGGUAGAAGACAACCAAGUCCCUCAAUCUAUAGCAUUCUCAACCUAUACCCCAUAACCUAACCCUCCCCAUUCAAACCUACAACCCCCCAAGCCCAGAUCGACGAUCUCCCAAAAUAAGCACUCUCUGACGUCUCCCCCAUUCCCGAAGAAAGCAUCCACUCAGAAAGAGCCAAGCAUAUCAACCGCCCGUCAAAUAGACAUGUCCUCAACGGCCAUUAGCUCACAUUACCCUGUUUUCCCUACAAGGCUGACUUGAUGUAAAACACUUCUUACCUCAUCAAGACGCAAUGUUUCACAAACCUCGUCGCGUGGUUGGGUGACGUCACAUGCUCAUCGCGAAAUUGAGAGCAUGACGACGUCACGACUUGUUCUUAAUUCCAGGAACAAGAAAGUUGACAAGAUAAGAUAUUAAAAAGGCAGCCAAGAGCUCUCCUCCUUACAGAGCUUUUUCUCCACGAAACACAACACUCACUUACCUUGGUAUCUACACAAUAACAACAGACAAAAUGGCCAUUACAAGUGCUAUCAGCGACCUCCUCAGCUCCAUCUACGAGCUUCUCGCCUCCAUCUUCAACACCGUCUACUCCGUAAUCCACUCCAUUCUCACCGCUAUCCUCGGCUUCGUCCAGGGUUUCUUCAACCUCAUCGGCGAUGUCGUCUCCGGCCUCGUCGAGGUCACCGGUGGCGUGGGCAAGUUUGUAGCCAGCAACGCUGCGAUCCUCGCUAUCGGUGCCCUCGGUGCUUUCGCGUACGUGAGGUACACUGCCCAGGGACGAGCUGUUGCGAACAAGAAAACUCAGUAAAUACUUUGAUGAUGAAACGGUGAUGAUGAAACGGUCUUGGGAGGUUUGCUUGGUGAUGGAUACACACGAUACCCUGAUGCACGGUGGUGAGGACCUGUUUGGUGUUGGGAUACAAUGGAAACUGUCUUUCGCUAUUGAAUUCUACCUUAGUUUAAUGAGUCAAAAUUAAUGCGAUGCCUCUCAAACUUUCGUGACCUUCUAUGGUAGAUCUUGCACUUGGCAUUUUAAAUUGCGGCUCAACCGUUCCUUGCUGGCUCUGCAGAUCAUGCAAUAGCCCUUGCGCCAAUCUAGAGCAACUUAUCCAGUUGCCGUAC
This is a messenger RNA of Fusarium verticillioides 7600, 3049 nucleotides long. RefSeq lists its product as hypothetical. The record is from RefSeq and is a predicted model, not a curated record. Bases 2439 to 2735 code for a protein of 98 amino acids. The transcript has 2 exons. Lineage: Eukaryota; Fungi; Ascomycota; Sordariomycetes; Hypocreales; Nectriaceae.